This is a messenger RNA of Diatraea saccharalis (sugarcane borer), 366 nucleotides long. Lineage: Eukaryota; Metazoa; Arthropoda; Insecta; Lepidoptera; Crambidae. The record is from the annotation of a GenBank genome assembly.
AUGCUGCUGCAGCAGGCGUCGUCGUCGCCUGGUCCCAGCGGCACGGCCAGUCCUAAAUUCGUUCCCAGUCCUAGACCGAAUCCAAGCCCUAAUUUUAAUUCCAGACUGACUGGUAGUCCCAGUUUAAGUGAUGGAGUCUCAAACACGAGUAGUCCUAAAUUGGGCGGCAAUAGUCCUAAGUUGGGCGCCAACAGUCCCAAGUUGGGCGCCAGCCCAAAGUUUGGGAGCCCGAGACUGGGGGCUGGGAGUUUUCGAUGUAGGACCGUCACGGAAGAUGAUGCGGCACUGGAAAGGAUUCAAAUGGAGUUGAAGGAAGGCUGGACGGUGCACACGGGGAGAGAUGGCAGACUGUAUUAUUGCAAGUAA